Emericellopsis cladophorae is the source of this 1965-nucleotide messenger RNA. RefSeq lists its product as uncharacterized. The record is from RefSeq and is a predicted model, not a curated record. Gene Ontology annotation, biological process: protein K63-linked deubiquitination; protein folding. Gene Ontology annotation, molecular function: metal-dependent deubiquitinase activity; K63-linked deubiquitinase activity. The transcript has 7 exons. Lineage: Eukaryota; Fungi; Ascomycota; Sordariomycetes; Hypocreales; Bionectriaceae. Gene Ontology annotation, cellular component: endosome; membrane; prefoldin complex. Bases 1 to 1965 code for a protein of 654 amino acids.
AUGGCGACCGCCGAUACUCAGGCGAGAUUGCAAUCUCUUUCGGAAGACUACCAGAGGAUCCAGCAAGAGAUCCAAGGUACUGUCGCUUCGCGGCAAAGGUUGGAAGGCCAGAAGCAAGAGAACACUGGUGUGCAAAAGGAAUUCGACAGUUUGGGGGACGAUGAGACCAUAUUCAAGCUUGUUGGCCCAGUUCUCUUGAAGCAGGACAAGUUUGAGGCAGAGAACACGGUCAAGGGUCGUCUGGAUUUCAUCAACGGGGAAAUAUCCAGUCGGCAGCUCAAGCCGCUGCUCAACAAGGUCAAGGUCAGGGUCAAGCUGCACCUCAUACUUGACCCCCCGGUAUCGAUCACCAGCAUGGACGGUCGAGUUGCUAUGCGGCCCUCGAGGCCGCAGUCGGUCAGCGAGCUAGUCGCCCAAGCGGAGAGCUUCUCUUUCAACAACAACAUCCCUCUGAGGCACUGGACAAGAGCCGCUGAGACGCUAUACCAAGAGGCAAGCCAUCCAGACUGCCUGUGUGGAACCAAGACUAACAAGCGUCGCAGGCCAGUUUUGCACUUUCGGAAGGCGACUACGCUCGAGCAUCCCGAGCAACGAAAAGCCUGCCGUGCAUUAUCGAGACGAAUCGGUCAGGUCAUGGACGACCUCGAGCAGCUGAAACCAGAACUGGAGAAGGCGCGCCGAGAGUGGGAGCGAAUGAGACCAGCACAGGAGCCGAGCCGCAAGUCGCCAGAGGUGACCUCCAGAUAUGCUGAUUUUGCAGCACGCGACCCUACAUUGACCGGCAACGCCAAGAUAUUGGACGCUGGAGAGCACCAGGAGCUUGCUGUCGACCUGGCGCAGAGGGAACUGCUUCGCCGAGACACAGCUAGAAGAGCGUCGAGACGGGCAGGCAUCCCUGAGGAGGAGAGCUUGGUGCGGAGGAAAGCUGGGCGCUGGGAGGAGUGGCGACAGCCAACGUCUUCCACGACGGACAACGACCUCCAGUGGCAGAUGGCCGCUGCGAGGCGCCAGCUCGACACGCCAAGCUCAGAGGGCCAGCACGACGCCAUGCUUCAUGGAGACACAAACACGGCCUUUGUGUCCCAGAACUACAACUAUCCAUCCAUAUCAAAGUCACGCCCAGUGAACUACGAGAGGGCCCCAUCGCAACAGUCGUUGCCAUCGCCACUCCAGCCGUCGCUUCCUCCCAAGGAACCCGCGGUGAAUGAUUUCGACAGCAUGGGCUCGCUGUCGAAACCUCCUCCGCCGCCGAGAAAAGUUGCACUCGAAGAGUACAAGGCAUUGGUCCCAUCACUGCCGCCUCAACCGUCAGGUGGCCUGGGGCCUACACUCCCGCCAAAGACCACCAUCGAGCCACCCCGCCCUGCGAAGAAGGAGCGUCUGGCCUUCAAACCGGGUGCAUAUCUGGAGAAUGGCGAUCCUAUUCGAUCCAUCUUCUUGCCUGGCGGCUUACGCGCGAAGUUUCUCAGCCUCGCGGCGGAGAACACCAGAGCUGGGCUGGAGAUGUGUGGUAUUCUCUGCGGCACCCCGGUGAACAAUGCCCUGUUCGUUCGCUGCCUCGUCAUUCCCGAUCAAAAGUCCACAUCAGACACGUGCGAGACACAAAACGAAGGAGCCUUGUUUGACUUUUGCGAUAAAGAGGACCUUCUCAUGGUCGGAUGGAUACAUACACACCCGACUCAGACCUGCUUCAUGAGCUCACGAGACCUUCACACCCAUGCAGGGUACCAGAUCAUGAUGCCAGAGAGUAUUGCCAUUGUCUGCGCCCCAAAGUUUGAGCCAUCAUAUGGCAUUUUUCGGCUUACGAACCCUCCUGGCUUGGAGCAUAUUCUCAAUUGCACGCACAGCGACACGUUCCAUCAACAUUCUAUCGACAACCUAUACCGAGGCGCUAUGCAACCCGAAGGCCACGUCUAUGAGAGCAACAAGUUGACUUUUGAUGUUCAAGAUCUACGCGGGAUGUAG